UCUGGACCUGGACCAUCGUCGUCGUCGUCGGUCGUCUGUUCAAUUCUAAUUCUUCUUACAGAUAUGGCGUCUGCAAUGAAAGUUUAUCAAUAACAAACGUCAAUGUCUUUUACAUGCUCAAAGUUUAUCGUCUCUAUUUCUCGUGAAAGGCUACUGUAAUAGCCGAGUGUAUUCAAAAGAAUCCUGCAUUGAUGGUAAUGCAUGCAAGGAAACCUCAACGGAUCAGCGAUGGGUAUUUCGAGAAACACCAAGCCCAUCCGUAUCAGAAUUCCAAGUAUAGCUCAUCAAAGGAUAAAUAUGCAGAUAAGUUCAAUCAUGAAAGGAUGCGCGAUUCUCCAAACGGGAACACGUAUCGAUCUGUUAGUCCCGAAUCACAAAGUCCGUAUAGCAAAAAUGCAUAUGUUUCGAAAACGCGAGAAAAGGAGAGGGAAAACAGAGACUUCAAAUCUCGGGACAAAUAUUCAGACUAUGUUGACAAAUCACCUAGUGAUAAGAGAAGUAGGGAAAGCAGAGAUGUUGAACACAGAACAAAUCAUGAUAGGAGCAGCUCAGAGAAAGUAGUAUUACAUCCCAUCAAAUUAUCCUCUCAAAAUUCAUCCAGGGAAAUGGCCCAAAGAAAACCCCUUCAGCAUUCUGCUUAUCCAGAUAAAAAAAGUGAUCGAGGCGACGACAGAGAGCGAGAAAGAGCGCUCAGAGUGGGUGACUGGUCGGAACAUCUAAGUUCGUCCGGUAAGAAGUAUUACUACAAUUGUAAGACUGAAGUGUCACAGUGGGAAAAACCUCGUGAGUGGUUACUCAGACCUCCGCAGCAGUACAGCUGCAGUAACCAGCCCAGGUCUCAUCAUCAUGAUAGUCGACAUUCCAAUUCUACUCCAAGGCAGCAACGAGACAAGCACUCGCAGCAGCAGCAGCAACAACAACAGCGGUCAUCGUCAAAUUCGGCACCUCAUUAUUGGAAUAACCAACACGACAAGCAUGACGCCCCUGUAAAUUCAAAUCCUGAAGCACAGCAAGCGCAGGAUAUGGAAAUCUGUAGCGGAAGUAGCACACCUACGUCUGAAGUGUCCUAUUCUCAUCAUAAUAUGGCCACUAACAACGAAGUUCAUGCAAGACUGCUCUCUCAAUUACCCCAGGUAUCCAAAGAGCAGUGUUCAGCGGGCAGUGGGACAGUCCUAACAUCAUGCAUCAGCGGCAGUGAGCAUCCUGCUAGUGUUUCAUCUUUAGGAACUAGUUUGUUGCAGCCUCUAAGGGUAGACACCUCUGUAGCAAAUGCUGACCCGGGGCCACCAACCCCAACGCAUUCAGAGCAUCAUGAUGCAACGGAUGUACGAAAAGUGAUCAGCAGUCCGCCAAGCGGAAGUAGCCUAGCAUCUAUUAGUAGUUCUUUAGCAACACUGAGGUCACAGGGACCCAAUUUAACACCAAGUUUAUCCAAUUUUCACCGUGAUGAUCUAGUUUCUCAUGUUAGAGGUUGGCCUGCAGACGUUCUGGAAAAGCAGGCUCAAAAACAAAACGAGGAAUCAAUUAAUCUGGGAAGUAUGCAAUGCACUAGAGUUUCAGCUGAGUUGAAAUCCGCUAGAUCCUUAGUUCGGUUACGGAAUAUUCAAGCAACUCUUCAGGAACAAAGGGUGUUGUUUUUGUGUCAUCAGAUAAAAAUUUUAGAAGAAAUGAAAUCACAAAAUUCAUUCAUGGGUGAUGAUGGAUAAUUUGAACAUUACUGCCUGCUUUUCUCUGCGAAUGUAAUUUCUGUUUGAUCACAAAAUUAAGUGUGUUUGUAAGUAAGCUACAAAUGAUAUUUGUUCAAUUGUCUGUAUGUAUAGUAGAUAUAUAAUUUUUUAAUUAUUUUACUCAAUGUAUAUAUUGUACAGUCUUCAUUGUAUGAUCACACUUAUUUUAUUUCGUUUUUUCUUCUUUUUUUGUUUUGAUAUCAUCUCCUCUCUUGCAUUAAUGGCAUCCUAAAUUUUAAUUGUUGCAAGAUAAAAAAACUUGCGUUAAAAGGGGAAAAAAGAAGAAAAAACUAAAUGUUGAAUUCCAUGAAGAAAAAAAGAAAAAGAGAAAAGAUUAUUGUGAAAGCAUUAGAAUUAUUUUGAACAAAUCAAUUUUCAAUAGAGGGUUAAGGGAAUUUUAAGUAGGUAUUUUACACGUAGGCGAACACAUGUAUAUUAAAUGAUCUUUGAUAGUGAUCGCUGGCAAGUCGCAAAAUAUGUUUUUUUCUGAAGCUGUUGAUUAUUAAUCACUUUUUUUUAAUUUUUUUUUUUUUUUUGUGCUUUUGCAAGGACAAAAGGAAACAUGUCUCUGAAUUUUUUCUCUGUCCUCUCUCCGUAAGUUAGAACAGUUGAAUGUUUUGUGAAAUCAAUUGUGAUCACCAAUUUGUUCAUCGCAAUUAUCUUUGUCCAAGAGAACGAAUAUUAAAUCUUUGAUUUAUCUCCCACUAAUUUCUCUCGAUGAUAGUUUCAAGUGAUUUGCAUUAAGUCCUCAAAAUGUGGGCCUUCGAAAAAUUUCGUACGUAAGAAGGAGGGGGUGAAAAGUUCCAUAUUGGAAAUUCUGACAUUCCCUUUGACUUUUUUUUGUUUUUGAAAUUUACGUGUGGUCAUUUCAAAAAAUAUUUCAGAAAAUUGAUUACAAUUUUCUAAAAUCUUUUUGAAAUCUUUUUGGUGGAGAAGAGUAUCAAGAAUUUUGAGGUCAAUUUUAAAAUUUACUGUAGAAAGUUACCUUUUGCAUUCUGGUUGCGAAUGCACCGAAGGAGUCAGGAAAUUUUUUUUCAUUUUUUACUAGGAUUACUCCAGUAGAGUCAGAAAAUUUAUAUAUAGGACUACGUCUUUACUUACUACCUGGGGGUUGAAUUUGUGAAGCGACUAAUAGUAGCCACUAAUUACAGCCGUUGAUGACGUUAUCUGAGGUUUCCAUGUAUGACAUCUUCACAUAAUUUCAGUUAUGACACGUUGUCUACAUAACUUGAACCACCGUCACCUGUACAGGUGAUAUGCUUAUGUCACUUUCCACCAUUGCAACUUACGAUGUCAGUAUCUGGACUUUAUUGUUUCCCCUCAAGUCUGUAGAUGACUCAGAAGGACUAGAACCCCUUCCUUUGAUCGUCAGAAUCAUUCGGUAUGUCUCAGAUUAUAAAAAUCACAUGUAGUAUUUGCCCCAUAUCAUAAUGCAUAACUUAAGGGAACUGAGCACAAACUUUCGUUUAAUAAUAGUAUCUUCUUUCAUUAAAAGAAAACAUACUUUAAAUGACAUUUUUCUCUCAAUAGCAAAUACCCAAUUGAAACUUGUUCUCAUCUCAGAAGACUAUGAUGUAGGAUAAUCAUUCCUCUUGAGAAGUGCCUCUAUGUCUCUAAAUUGUGUUUAGAUUUCAAUUGGCAAAUUUUUGCUCAGUAAAUAAUGGAGGAUAAAUAUUGCUGUUACAAGAGGUAUCAGACAUUUAGACUGUGACUUUAAGGCUAAACAAAUAGUAUUCUUGAAUUUCACUGUAAGACUUGUAUCCCUUUUUUUGUAUUUUAGUUUUGCUCUUAUUCUUCAUUUUGAUGUAGAGAGCAUUUGGGAGCAAUUUUUUUUUUCUACUAUCAUCUUUUAUAAAAUCAAAUGAAUUAGAUAAUCCUGUAAGUAGUCCCUAUAGAGCUUUGAAGAAUGAACCCUCAGGACUGAUAAUAAAUUAGUAGGUUUAGAUAAACGAUUGGGUGCGCAAGAAAAUAAAUUUUAACAAAUUAAUGGGAGCUAGAAGUUGAGUACUAUUACUCUUUUCUGUCAGAAUGUAUCAAUGCUUCUAAAGUCUCCACGUAAUUGUAUUAGAGGAAUUUUUGUCCUCUAAUGAAUCAAAUGUGUUGCUGAAUUCUAUCCUGUUUAUGAUUCCCACAUGAUGGUUUUGUGUGACUUGCCCUCUUUUUUGCAGUAAAGUCAAAAAAAAAAAAACGCUCACGAAUUUAGAGGGUCAGUCCUAAAACUUUUAUGGGCCCAUUGUGAAGCUUUAACUAUAGUUUUAAUUAAACUUAAGAGCUUAUCAGCCCGCAGCAGAUAUCAAAACUGUCUGUUUUGUUUCACAACUUCUUGGUUAUUUUGAAUUAAAAUGUUGACGAAGAUUCCCAUGCAACAUUAUAAGAUUUCAAUAAUUGUCUUUUCAUUUUAUAUUUUUUUUUUUUAUGCUGUAACAAGGGAAUCGAAAGUAUUCACCCUUGGAUAUUUGUAUAAUACGGAAUAUUUAGCUUAUGUUAACUCGUUACACCUAAUGCGUAGUUUUUUGAAUGGUAUGCAUUUUAACUAACUUAAAUAUAAUCUGUGAUAAAGAUCUUCAGUUUGUCAGUGAUUAAAAGAAUCAUAAUUUAGUGCUCACCGAAGGCGUGAUGCAAAAUUUGUCGAUUUUUAUUGGUGUCUCGAGCAGGAGACACUGAAUUUAUGCUUAGUUCUAUUCAUGUAAUUCAAGAUUUCUUCAAAGUUUUACAAUAAUAAAACUGUGUCGGAAAAAUUAGAAAUUUGUAUCUGUUUUAUUUUCCUUGCUUUUAUAGCUUCAGUGAGGGCCUGAAAUGGAGUCAUGCAUAAUUUCUGGCUGUUCCCUCCUUUGCUUUCAAUAGAGGUUUUCAGAAAUUGAGAAAGUUUGUUUCCUCUUUCUGCGCUUUAAACUAAGUUGCUCUUUUUGUCAAGUUCUCAACUGUCUUUUUAAGAAUUCUUAUUUUAAUUCGUAGCACUUCUUUAGUACAUACAUGAAAUUCAUUUCAAGUGUUGAAAUUCUUCUUGUGACUGUACUCAUUUUAAAAAGAAUACCAUUAAUUGAUUCAAUAAGAUGAUAAGUGUCCCAAAUUUCAGGGGUUAUUCAAUCUUUUUUAUUUUGAUACGGUAGUAUUAUUUCUUUCUUUCUUCUCUUCUUUUCAUUAAUAUGAAUUAAAGUUAACAAUUAAGAUUUUAAAUAUCUGCUUUUGAAAUUUCUGAAAGGAAUAAUUUUUUGGAAAAAAUACGUUCCUUAUUUUGUUUGUUAUAUCCUCCUGUAUUAAAAAAUUAUUUCCACUUGGGGUAAGAACCUUUUUAUCUGAUAAACUUCUCCAAAAAAAAAAAAAAAAAAAAUGGAUUAUACAAUUUUCGAGUUCCUAUUGGAAAUACAUUUUUUGAAAUCCACCGCUAAAUUGAUUAGCUAGAGAUAAUCUGCCAUGCCAAGGACAAAUCCUGCAUCAGGACCUGAAAGGAGCCGAAUGUUUCGAGGAAACUUACGCAUGAUUUUCUUUGAAAUUUUCAGAUCAGACUUUUUAGAUUGAUCACGUAAAAUUCUGUGAAAAUUUGAAACACGAACUUUUUCAAAUUACCUAGAUGAUAUGGUUUCUAUCCGGUGAAAUUUUGCAAUGCUCGAAUAGUCGCAUGAUGUUUUUCCCCAGCACAGCAAAAUUUUGGAAACAUCAAGGGUUCAGCCUCCAGUCACUUUCAGUGGUCAACAAUUGAUGGCAGCCUUGAACUGAAAAAAAGAAAACUAGAAGGAAAGAGAAAAAAGUAAAGAAAUCGAUGUUUCCUCUUUCCAUCGAAAUUAUCCUCAAGGAUGCUCAUAAAACGUUGUCUCAUUCAAAAUUAGGCACCAUCCCAGUUGAAGGAUUGUAUGUAGACUGGAAAAGUUGCGAAUAUGUACUUUAUGUAUCUCAAGUCUGCUGGUUGCUCUUAUUUUUUGAUUUUUUUAAACUUCAGCUUUGUUUCAAUCAGCUCUAUUCGAUUUAAACAAACUGCCGCAAAAUUCAUCAGAUUAGUUGUAAUUUCGAAAAGUUCUCCAGUCAACCUGUAGCUGUUGAUACUUUCUCUUUAUUUUUCACCUGUCAUAUUACUUUGUUAUACUUUUUUUCUCUCUCUACCUGAGGUUUGAAUUAUCGCUGAACUUCUGAACUGUUGCAACUAUUAAGAGCUUUGGGUAUGCAUUUGUUUCCUGUCUUGUUUCCCAAACUAACUUUUAUUUAAAAAAGAUCGUAAUCAGGUGCGUUGCAGGAUUUAACUUUUAACUCAGUUUACCUCCAAACAUUAAGGGAAGGAGCUCAAUAUGCACCAUAAGAUGUUUUGCAUCUGGUCAUAUUUUUAUACUGAUUUUUGCUUAUGUUAUGUAAAAUCAUGAGCCAUGAAGUAAUUCCGAUAAGCUAGCGCAAAAAGGAGGUUGGAUUCAGAAACUUGUUCAUUCUACUCAUUUGUGAUGUUUCAAUUGUUCUAAAAAUCCUGCUACGUCCUUGCAUGAUGAGGUUUAGGGAGGGAUAUCGAGACCCCUUUUUACCUUGUCAGGAAAGUUCUUCACAUCGGUGAAAGUAAAUACCAGAUCAUUCGAUCUCCACACAAGUCCCAGAAUAUUACUCCAGCAUGAGUGAGAAAAAUCAGAUAAGUUUUCCCUUAUUGUUUGUUUUAGCGGUAAAAAUAUUCUCUCCUGUCAUGUGUGUAAUUGUGUUUAUCAUUUCAUAGUAUUACAUUACAUGUCGAUAAAAGUUUUUACUAAUUUUUCCUCAAAGCAUUUACACGCGGCUGUCGUGACUGGCUGGACUCAUUAGGCAUUGAUGAUUUCUCUCCUGUGCAUUUAACAUCUUUAAUUAAUUAAUUUAAUUAAAUCUCAGCCCAGCUUCUUGUUGUUUGAAUUGUUAAUUGUAAUUCUUUUAAUCCUGGAAAAAAGUUAUUUACUAGAGCUAAUUUAAUUUGUGUUUUCAGUUGAGUUUUCAAUUAUUUAUUGUGAAUUUAAGAUAAGCGAUUUAUUGGUAUCAGUUUAAUCCUAGUUUACUUCGGUAAGCUUUUAUAAUUGUACUAUUUUUACUUUUAUUCUUUUUGUUUUCCACUGAGAACCAAAAAUAUACUGAAACUGUUGUCACUCACA
This is a messenger RNA of Bemisia tabaci, 6817 nucleotides long. It is a transcript of the gene wcy, whose product is annotated as WW domain-containing adapter protein with coiled-coil wacky. The record is from RefSeq and is a predicted model, not a curated record. Gene Ontology annotation, molecular function: RNA polymerase II complex binding; chromatin binding. Gene Ontology annotation, biological process: positive regulation of TORC1 signaling; regulation of autophagy. Gene Ontology annotation, cellular component: nucleus. Lineage: Eukaryota; Metazoa; Arthropoda; Insecta; Hemiptera; Aleyrodidae.